This is a messenger RNA of Galdieria sulphuraria, 410 nucleotides long. RefSeq lists its product as uncharacterized. The coding region runs from base 15 to 389 and encodes 124 amino acids. The transcript has 2 exons. The record is from RefSeq and is a predicted model, not a curated record. Lineage: Eukaryota; Rhodophyta; Bangiophyceae; Galdieriales; Galdieriaceae.
UUUAUACGUCGAGAAUGAGCCUUUUAUCUAACACAGGUAAAAAGCCAAAAGAUUCUAUAGAAACAGGACUUUGGGAAAGUCGACAAUCUUAUCAAGUUAAAGAGGAGUCACCAGCAAAUAAUGAUAAGAUUAUUGACUCAACAGAAAUAAAUUUUCCUGAUCAAACGACUUCAGACUCGCAGACGAAGGAAACGGAUCCUUCUAGGAGUGGGUUUGAAGUGUUGGGAACCGAAGAAACUUUGCAAGCCGAGGUCGCAGGAAACAAUGAGAAAGUCAACUUUGAAAAUUUUCAACAGGCAACGUUUGAAGCGGCUCCACAAAAGAGAGAUGUCGAUAUAAUAUCCUCUGAUACUAGUCUCCCUUUUGAAGAGAAAGUGAUCAGUGUGUGAUCAUAAUGAUUCAAAUCGAGA